AUAGACAGACCGUCUUGGUUGCGGCUGACCGAGAUGCGUAACUGCUGGCGCUGUCGUUCAUGAGGCUUUGACUGCAUAUGCAAAAAAACUGCGAGGCAACCCAUAACAAUCCAGUAUACAGUAAUGGCAAUAGGUUUUCAUGCCAGAUUUUCGAUAUUUGGAUCUACUCAUGAUUUUGAGCUAUUCAACUGCAACUUCUUGAGCAGAAGAGAGUUUUUUCAGUACAAAAGACCAGAGGCAAAGAUUAUCCCCCAGUACACCCAUAAAAGCAAUAAGGAGUACGGAGGCAAAUUGUUAGAGUUGAGUUCUGAUUCCAAGUUCUUGCAGAAGUCUAAAGUGCGUCAGCUGGUUAAUCACCUCCAUUGGUGUGCUGCAGAGGGGCUUCAGACAGAAGUAAGGAUAAUUCAUGGUUAUGUUGUGAAGUCAGAUUUUGAUGAUGAGAACAUGCUGAUGUUACUUAAUCAUGUAAUGUAUGCUUAUCUGAAUAGCUCAGAUUUUAAGUCUGCAAAGUUACUGUUCGACUAUAUGCCUAGGAGAAAUGUGUUCUCAUGGAGUGUCAUGAUUGGAGGAUUUAAUGAGCAAGCACUUUUCCAGAAUGGGUUAUAUCAUUAUUGUCAGAUGAUGGAUGAUGGAAUGUGGCCUGAUGGAUUCAUGUAUUCUGCUGUCUUGCAAUCGUGUAUCGGUAUGGAUUGUAUGGAUAUAGGAUAUGCAUUGCAUGGUCAGAUCAUUGUUAGAGGCUUUGGGUCUCAUGUUGUUGUUGGUACUGCACUGCUCAACAUGUAUGCAAAGUUGGGUAAGGCUGAUGAAGCCUACAUAGUGUUUAGUUAUAUGGAUGAACAUAAUGAUGUCUCUUGGAAUGCAAUUAUAUCAGGACUUACUGCUAACGGCCUGCACAUGGAGGCUUUUGACCAUUUUUUGAAGAUGAGAUCUCAAGGGUUUAUCCCUAACCGGUACACUCUGGUUGGUGUUCUGAAGGCUGUUGGGAUGCUUGGUAACAUUGACAAGGGAAGGCAAGUUCAUAAAUGUGUAUCUGAAUUGGGUAUGCAGAAUGACUAUUUUGUUGGAACUGCUCUAAUUGAUAUGUAUUCGAAAUGUGGUGACUUGCAGGAGGCAAUGUCUGUGUUUGACAUGAACUUUGCUGAUAGUGGAGUUAAUGGACCUUGGAAUGCGAUGAUAAGUGCUUAUUCACUGCAUAAAUGCAGUCAACAAGCUUUGCUAUUAUAUAUUGAAAUGUGCCUAAAGGGCAUAAAAUCUGACCUGUACACUUACUGUAGUUUGUUUGAUGCAAUUGCUAAUUUGAAGUGCUCAAGGUUGGUGAAAGAAGUACAUGGCAUGGUUUUGAAGUCUGGCCAUGAUUUUAUGAAUCUUAGUAUCGAAAAUUCAAUAGCAGAUGCGUAUUUGAAAUGUGGGUCUGUUGAAGGAGCAAAGAAGAUCUUUAACAAGAUGGAAACAAGAGACAUUGUAUCCUGGACAACAUUGAUUACAGGUUAUUCUCAGUGCUCUAAAUGGGAGGAAGCACUGAUUACAUUCUCUCAGAUGAUGGAGGAAGGGUUCACACCAAAUAGUGUUACUCUUGCCAGUGUACUUACUGCAUGUGCCAAUCUAUGUUAUCUUGAGUAUGGUCUUCAAGUCCAUGGUCUUUCGUGCAAAUUAGGCUUUGAAUCUGUGAGAUAUGUAGAGAGUGCUCUAAUUGAUAUGUAUGCUAAGGGCGGAAGUAUAAAAGAGUCAGAAAAGGUGUUCAAUCGGAUCAUUGAUCCUGAUGUUGUCUCAUUCACUGCGAUGUUAUCAGGCUAUGCCAGCCAUGGUUUGGCGUCCCUUGCAGUUCGUCACUUCAAUAGAAUGAAACAACUGGGUACUAAACCAACUGCUGUCACAUUUCUAUGUGUUCUUUUUGCAUGUAGCCAUUCUGGUCUUAUUGAAGAGGGUCUUCAAUUCUUUUGGUCAAUGGAGAAAGACUAUGGAAUUGUGCCCAAAAUGGAGCACUAUGCUUGUGUUGUUGAUCUUCUUGGUCGUGUGGGUCGGCUUGCUGAAGCUUUUGAAUUUAUAAUGAAAAUACCUUCUGAACCAGAUGAGAUGGUAUGGCAGAGCUUAUUGGCUGCAUGCAGGAUACAUGGCAAUGUUGAAUUUGGUGAAAUCGCGGCCAAGAAAAUUCUAACACUUCGUCCAGAAUAUUCUUCUACCUAUGUUCUUUUAUCUAACACUUACAUAGAAACUGGGAGUUUUAAAGAUGGGGUUGAUAUGAGGAAAGUGAUGAAAGAGAAAGGUGUUAAAAAGGAACCAGGAUACAGUUGGAUAUCUGUGGAAGGUAGAAUCCAUAAAUUUUAUGCAGGAGAUAUGGGACACCCGCAGAAGGAAGACAUCUAUUCCAAAUUAGAAGAGCUGAGGGGAAGAAUGAAGGAUUUGGGCUAUGUACCAGAUUUAAAAUAUGCAUUACUAGGUGAAGAUUGAAAUGAGAAUUUCGGGAUCGUUACUGACAAUGAUUGCACAUCUUCUUGUUUAGGGCACUUAAGAAUCAUGGAUAUAUGAGAAAAUGAUGCCAAUGCUUAUGCCUUUUCUUCACGUUAUUGUUUUGGUUGAAUAUAUUCACAUUCUCACAUAGCUGUGUGCGCCUGAAUUUAAUGAGAGAUUACUGAGGAAUCUCUAAGACUUAUAAGACCAUCUCUCACACUGCAGAUAAGCAGUUCUUCCAUGUCAUUGUCUAUUCAGUAAAGUUUGACCACUUUUGGUAUAAGUUAGAGUCAGGUUCAGAAUUCAACUGCAUGUUUUGAAAUAAAUUAGUAUCAUGGUUUCCUUGCAUCUGCCGAAGAUGCUUACAGAUUCAAUGAUCUGGGCAACUGGUGGAGCCUAACACAAAAGGAUAUUACGCCCUGUGAUUUCUGAAUAAAUAUGAAACGACUUUGAUAGCUUCUUUGCUGGUUGAAAAUCUGGAUCCCUUCUUAACAUGGUCAGAGCCAUUGGUGCCUGUAUUGGUUAUUGAUCUUGUAUGAAUUUUCGAGAUUAUCUCGAGAAGGAAUGUUGAAUAUUAUCCCACAUUGGAUAUGAUGUGGAAACUCCCUGGGCUUAUAAGGGUGGCUGUGCCACUCCACCUACUACCACUUGAUUUUAGUGGGUUGAAUAGACGACAAACUUCAAAACUGUGCUUCCAACUUCAAAAUCACAAAGGAAUAUUUUUUGGACUAUAACUUACAAUGACCGUCACUUUUUCGAAAUGCAAAGAGCAUAUGACCAAAACAACACUGCAUUCAAGUAAGUACCAAUUAUAUGACUCCGAUAAAAAAAAAAGUACCAAUUAUAUGACCCCCUCGUGUGGCUGAGUGGACAUUUGACUUUAUCACUUCAUCGGUUAUCCUUCAGGUAUAGUUAUGCUUCUCCCUUAGGUAUUGUACUGACAUUGUCGAUCCUUCUGCCUCACACCAUUUACAUACUUUUUUUCCUAUUACAAAGAUAAUUCGAAAAUAUAUCUAUUAAUGUAUAUAUAUCAUUAACAUCUAUAUUCUGUGUAUUGCAAAUUGAUUUGGUGAUUUUGAGAAUAAAGAUCGUGUGCUUGCUCAGCACCAAUAUCUCUAGACUAUAGUUUUGCCUGUCUUGCUGUCAAUAACAUUCUCCAUUGUCAUGCUUUUAUAGUAAGUCUUCCCUCAACAAUGCAACAAUCUAAUCCCCUCUGACUAGAAAUUAAUAUUUAUUGCUCCAACAUGUUUUGAGUUAUUUUUAAGACACAGACAGAGACAUGUAUGUAGGUAGGUAGUUGUUCUUUGUCUUUUAAUAUUAAUUAAAUAAAAGUGUGGCAAGAAGCAUAUUGAAGUUCACGGCUUUGGCAUUUGUGUAUGUACAUAUACAUAUAUAUAUAUGUAUGCAUCAUUCUCCAUCAAUAUAUAAUUGUGCAUUGUAAUCGAUAAUUAUCAAUUAUUGUGUUUGAUACCAUGGGGAGGGUUGAUCAGAUCAGUCUCUAAAGACUUUUGUGGGUGUAAAUCAAACCUCACUUUUAUUGAAGUCAAUAAAACUGUAGUGUGUAUGUGUUUGCGCUUGUUUGUGAUUAUUAGCUUUUCAUAUUUUGUUUAGUUGAUAGAUCAACUUUUGUAUUUGGAGUUUCCAGAGCAUUGCCCAGAUGGAUCUAUGGACUAUGGCAUAUCAUAUCGUAUGGUUCCAUUCCUCUCUCUUUCCUUCUUUCUCUGUGCUAUUUCCUUUGUUCUUAUUUGAGUUUUUGGUGUAAGAAAUGAUGUAACUGAAUUAAAUUAAAAGUCUCCGGUUGUUUGGGCAAAAACUUCGACCCAAAAGGAAUAGAAGAAAAGUUCAGCUGCCGCUUGGUUCUUCUUCCUUGAAAAGUUCUUCCGCUAAAGCUCCCCAUUUGGCUUUCUUUUUAAAGUAAUGGUGCUUUCGUCUAACUUAAUUGAUGCAUCUACGUCACAUGAUCGAUUGGGGGAAAAUUAGGAUUAUGUCAUUUUUACUUGGUCGUGUUUCGUUAAAAUUCCAUUUUUGUUUAUUCAAAUGUAAAUAGUUUUUUUUUUUUUUUUUCAUUGAUCAUGAUAGUAAAUGUUUGUAUAAUAAAGUGGAUGAGAGUUGCAUGGUACUCAAUAGAUACAAAGAAAGCUAGGAAAUAUUAGGAGGAUAAUAGACGGAUUUUUGAGGGCCAAACUCUGUUAUUAGCAAUUUUUGUAAGCUUGAUUUGAUUUUUGAGGGGUUGAUGUGUGCCUAGGUUGGUACUCCAGAUGUAGGUCGUUCAUAAUCGAAUUAGG
Andrographis paniculata is the source of this 4733-nucleotide messenger RNA. Its product is annotated as putative pentatricopeptide repeat-containing protein At1g56570. Gene Ontology annotation, molecular function: protein binding; RNA binding. The transcript is spliced from 10 exons. NCBI's taxonomy places the organism in Eukaryota, Viridiplantae, Streptophyta, Magnoliopsida, Lamiales, Acanthaceae. Bases 124 to 2448 code for a protein of 774 amino acids. The record is from RefSeq and is a predicted model, not a curated record. Gene Ontology annotation, biological process: RNA modification.